Molecule: messenger RNA, 3220 nt
Organism: Frieseomelitta varia
Lineage: Eukaryota; Metazoa; Arthropoda; Insecta; Hymenoptera; Apidae
Gene: Ir8a
Product: ionotropic receptor 25a
Exons: 15
Coding region: 37-2802 (921 amino acids)
Biological process (GO): modulation of chemical synaptic transmission; monoatomic ion transport; synaptic transmission, glutamatergic
Cellular component (GO): postsynaptic membrane; plasma membrane
Molecular function (GO): glutamate-gated receptor activity; transmitter-gated monoatomic ion channel activity involved in regulation of postsynaptic membrane potential
Source: RefSeq, a predicted model, not a curated record
UUCGUGCAUCGAGCACCGAGUCGGUUCUCCUGAGCCAUGUCAACCACUGUGGUAGCUGCGAGUCUGUUCUUACUUGCCUCGUUUCUCGGUCGUACCGUCUCUCAAACGCCCAUGAACAUGCUGAUAGUGAUAGAGGAAGCAGAUAAGGAGAUGCUAAACAUCCUGAACGAUGCUGUACCUCAGGCAGAGAAGAAUUUUGGCGAGGAUGUCAUCACCGUGCACAUUUCGACAGUCCAAAUGGAACGUGCGAACGUGGACAGCAGCUUCAAGGAAGUAUGUGCUGCCUUAUUUAAGGGAAUCAGUAUCAUACUCGACAUGACCUGGACCGGUUGGGAUCGUCUACGGAAUUUGGCCGACCAGAACGGAAUAAUAUACAAACGGGGUGAUAGCAAUACAAACUCGUACAUCCAAGCGAUCGACGAUCUUUUGAUGUUGAAAAACGCCACGGACGUCGGUCUGAUCUUCGAAGAUGAAAGGGAGUUGAAUCAAAGUCUCUACUAUUUAAUCGGGAACUCGAUCAUAAGGUUGGUAGUGAUUGACGAUUUCACGGAGAAAACAGUGUCGAAGAUCAGGGCAAUGAGACCAUCGCCGUCCUAUUACGCGAUCUACGCGAACACCGCCAAAAUGGACGAUUUUUUCAAAACGGCCGUGCAAGGAGGUUUGGUUAAAAGACACGGGAUAUGGAACUUGGUCUUCACUGACAACAAUUACAAGGAGUUUAAAUACAUCAACGGGAAUCUGCAGCUGAACGUCUCGAUUACUAUACUAUCGAUGAAGUCGAAUGUUUGCUGCAGACUGCUCGGUUUGCCAUCGAAUUGCAGUUGCCCGCCCGACGUUAAAAUAUUCACGCUUUACUUCAGACGAUUGAUUGGACUCGUAGUGAGUCUGAUGAGCGAUCUGCAAGCGUCUGGUACCAGCAUGGAACCAAAGACUGGCCGAUGCUUCUCACAAAACGCGAGCCAAGCUUCGAACCUCACGUCCGAGGCGUUCAACAAGAAUCUAAUAGCGAAAUUAGGGAACAACGACACGUUCGAGUAUUGGUCAGAGAAAGGGAUAAUUACGUACAAAGCUGAGAUUGUAUUGGAGACGGUUGAGAAUGGGUCUCCGGAGCUGCUGGCCACUUGGACGAGGCAUAGCAAGAUCAAAGAAGCUGACAGGAAGAUAAAGCCUGCCAAACGAUUCUUUCGCAUCGGAACUACUCCUUCGGUGCCUUGGACCGUGCCAAAAUUGGACGCAGAUGGAAAUGUCAUGAAAGAUGUUAAUGGAAAGGAUUUGUGGACUGGUUAUUGCGUGGACUUUGUGCAGAAAUUGUCCGAGGAGAUGGAUUUUGAUUACGACCUCGUUGUACCGGCGGAUCGUCAAUUUGGGAAGAAAUUGCCUAAUGGACAAUGGGAUGGAUUGAUCGGUGACCUCGCUAAAGGGGAAACAGACAUGGUGGUGGCAUCACUGACGAUGACUUCCGAACGGGAGGAGGUGAUCGAUUUUGUCGCUCCUUAUUUUGAACAAUCCGGGAUAUUAAUCGUAAUGAGAAAACCCGUCCGCAAGCCGUCUCUCUUCAAGUUCAUGACGGUGCUUAAAGUCGAGGUCUGGUUAAGCAUCGUGGGAGCAUUGACGUUAACUGGCAUCAUGAUUUGGAUACUUGACAAGUACUCCCCUUACAGCGCCAGGAAUAAUAGACGGCUGUAUCCGUAUCCUUGUCGGGAAUUCACGUUGAAGGAAAGUUUUUGGUUCGCUUUAACGUCUUUUACACCCCAAGGUGGUGGCGAAGCUCCUAAAGCGUUAUCGAGCAGAACGUUAGUGGCUGCUUAUUGGUUGUUCGUCGUCCUAAUGCUCGCUACCUUCACUGCUAAUUUGGCUGCGUUCCUCACUGUGGAAAGGAUGCAGGUUCUUCAGUUUGAUGGAAUUUUACACGUAUCUCCUAUAAAAGUAAAAGUUGUGCACCUUUUGAGAACGCGCGUCUUGUUUCAGUCUCCUGUACAAUCUUUGGAGCAGUUAGCGAGACAGUCAAGAAUUAAUUAUACCGUGGUCGCUAAUUCCGGCCAGCAUCAGUAUUUCAUGAAUAUGAAGAACGCAGAGGAUAAAUUGUACACCGUUUGGAAAGAAAUUACGUUAAACAGCACGAGCGAUCAGGUGGCAUACCGAGUCUGGGACUAUCCAAUCAAGGAACAAUACGGUCACAUCUUGCAAGCGAUUACACAGGUCGGCCCAGUUGCAAAUUCCAAAGAAGGUUUCCAAAAGGUGAUAGAAAGCGAGAAUGCAGAGUUCGCUUUCAUCCACGAUUCGGCGGAGAUAAAGUAUGAGGUAACGAGGAACUGUAAUCUGACGGAGGUUGGAGAGGUGUUUGCGGAACAGCCUUAUGCAAUUGCUGUUCAGCAGGGAAGCCAUCUGCAAGAGGAGAUAAGCAGAAAGAUUCUAGAUUUGCAGAAGGACAGGUAUUUCGAAUCAUUGGCGUCCAAGUACUGGAAUCAGACGCUGAAAGCGCAGUGUCUAAAUUCCGACGACAACGAGGGGAUAACGUUGGAAAGUUUGGGCGGAGUGUUCAUUGCAACUCUUUUCGGACUCGCCCUGGCGAUGAUCACGUUAGCAGGGGAGAUAUUCUAUUAUCGGAAACGUAAUACGCAGGAUAAGCAGAAAGAGAAGAAGAAAGGGAAGAACGUCGACAAGGACAAGCUGAUGAUCCAGAAAUUAGCCUCGAAAUUGCAGAUGAAACCGGCGCCGACCCCAUUCUUCGAGAAAACGACGAAUCCUCCUCGCGUGUCACACAUCUCCGUCUAUCCUCGCAAUUUCCCCUUCAAGGAAUAAAAAUCCAGCUGUCAGAACAACCGAGAAUAGAAUUUGUAACAAGAAAUGUUCUCGCAGAAGCGAGAUCAACUCACUCUGUAAACCGAUGAAAUAAAAAUUUUCGUUCGAUGAUCAUUUCAAUUGCAAGAUAAAAGUGAAAUUAAUGUCUUUAGCUAAAAAAAAAAAAAAAAAAAAAAAAAAAAAUAGGAAAGGAAAAAAGAGUUUGGUUCGUAAGAAGCAAUAUCUUUCACUGUUUCGCAAUGUUUGUCGAUUUUUCACGCCUCUCACGAGCUCCGGAAACAAUCGUGAAUCGAUCGAUUAUUAUAAACGAUAUCUGGUCCCUUUCGAAUCGUUAAAAAGGUGUUUCACUUUCGUUUUCAACUUCGACUCUGUACUAGCGAUUUGUAGUUGUACGUGAAUGAAGAUUCGAGAGAUGUUU